AUGGAGAACAGGGGUGGGAAGAGGCAAAGCGGCUCGUUUAAACGGACCUCAAUCAAGCGUACCACUUCUGGGUCGCAGAAGGCACAAAAGGCUUGGAUAGAGAAAACCUUCCACAAGAGAGAAUGCAUUCACAUAUUUCCAAGCAAAGAGCCCAACAGAUGCUGCUGUGGUCAGCUGGUAAACCAACAUGUGGCCAUCCUUCCCGGCUGCACAACGAACAAGAGUUCAGAGGACACCAAUCAGAUCGUGCAGGCUGAUGCCCCGGCGGAGAGAUGGUCUGUCGUCAAGCACACACAGACCUGCCCCACUGACGCCUAUGGCGUCAUUGAAUUCCAGGGGGGUGGACUUGUUAACAAGGCCAUGUACAUACGGGUGUCCUACGACUCAAAGCCGGACAGCCUGCUGCACCUGAUGGUGAAGGACUGGCAGCUGGAGCUGCCCACGCUCCUCAUCUCCGUGCACGGCGGCCUGCAGAACUUCGACCUGCAGCCUAAACUCAAGCAGGUGUUCGGGAAGGGCCUGAUCAAGGCUGCCGUCACCACUGGGGCCUGGAUCUUCACCGGCGGAGUUAGCACCGGGGUGAUCCGUCAUGUCGGAGAUGCCUUGAAGGAUCACUCUUCGAAGUCCCGAGGGAAGGUCUGUGCUAUAGGGAUUGCACCAUGGGGGAUUGUGGAGAACAAGGAAGACCUCAUUGGAAGGGAUGUGACCAGACCCUACCAAACCAUGUCAAACCCUCUGAGCAAGCUCUCAGUGCUGAACAGCAGCCACUCACACUUCAUCCUGGCUGACAACGGCACGUGUGGGAAGUACGGUGCCGAGGUUAAACUCCGACGCCAGCUGGAGAAACACAUCUCCCUGCAGAAGAUCAACACCCGUCUGGGGCAUGGUGUGCCACUGGUGUGUCUGAUAGUGGAGGGGGGUCCCAAUGUGGUCUCCAUCGUGCUGGAGAGCCUUCGGGAGGACCCACCUGUCCCCGUGGUGGUGGUGGAUGGGAGUGGACGUGCCUCCGACAUCGUGUCCUUCGCCCACAAACACUCGGAGGACGGCAGCCUGGUGAGUGAGAAUGCCAGAGACCAGCUGUUGGUGACCAUUCAGAAAACAUUCAACUACAACCGCAGUCAGGCCCAGCAGAUGCUCCUGAUGGUCAUGGAGUGCAUGAAGAAGAGAGAGCUUAUAACUGUGUUUCGGAUGGGCUCCGAAGGUCAGCAGGACAUAGAGAUGGCCAUUUUGACUGCUUUACUAAAAGGCACGAAUGCCUCAGCACCGGACCAGCUGAGCCUGGCCUUGGCCUGGAACAGAGUGGACAUCGCCCGCAGUCAGAUCUUUGUCUAUGGACACCACUGGCCUCCUGCAAGUGCCCUGUCCACUGCCACCACCCCAAACCAGGAGCGGCACAAGAGCCCCACCCCGGGGGCCCGCAACAAGGGCAAGGCACGAGGCAAGAAGGGGAAAGGGGGUAAAACCAAACCGGAACCACCAGAGGAGACCGACCCCAGGAAGUUAGAACUGCUCAACUGGGUGAACUGUCUGGAGCAGGCCAUGAUGGACGCACUGGUGCUGGACAGGGUGGACUUUGUCAAGUUGCUGAUUGAAAACGGAGUGAACAUCCACCACUUUCUCACCAUCCCCCGACUCGAGGAGCUGUACAACACAAGACUGGGGCCAACCAACACAUUACAUUUUGUAGUCAGGGAUGUUAAAAAGGGAAACCUACCCCCAGAUUACCAAAUCACCUUGAUUGACAUUGGGCUGGUUUUGGAGUUCUUAAUGGGAGGAGCCUAUCGCUGCAACUACACUAGAAAGACCUUUCGGUCCCUCUACAACAAUCUGUAUGGACUUAAAAGGCCAAAAGCCCUAAAACUCUUGGGAAUGGAGGACGAUGACCCCCGUCCAAAAGGCAAGAAGAAAGCCAAGAAGAAGGAGGAGGAGCUCGACAUCGACCUGGACGACCCCGAGGUCAGCCGGUUCCAGUACCCGUUCCACGAGCUGAUGGUGUGGGCGGUGCUGAUGAAGCGGCAGAAGAUGGCGCUCUUCCUGUGGCAGAGGGGGGAGGAGGCCAUGGCCAAGGCCCUGGUGGCCUGCAAGCUGUACAAGGCCAUGGCCCACGAGUCCUCCCAGAGUGAGCUGGUCGAGGACAUCUCCCAGGACCUGGACAAUAACUCCAAAGAAUUUGGACAGCUGGCAUACGAGCUGUUGGACCAUUCAUACAAGCGAGAUGAGCAAGUGGCCAUGAAGCUGCUGACCUACGAGCUGAAGAACUGGAGCAAAUCCACCUGCCUCAAACUGGCUGUGGCAGCCAAGCACCGCGACUUCAUCGCCCACACCUGCAGCCAGAUGCUGCUCACUGACAUGUGGAUGGGAUGCCUGAGGUUUGGGAAGAGCCCCAGCCUAAAGGUGAUUCUGGGAAUAGUUUUCCCUCCUUCUAUCCUAUUACUGGAUUUCCGUUUUGGUGAGGACACUGCAUACCACACCUCAGGGGAACACGAGGAAGGGAAGGACAAGGACGAUGACAACAAGUCCAGCAGGGAUGGCAAUGUUGAUGCGGUGUCCAGGAAAGGAGAUGAAGAAGAAGGCAAUAAGAAACAGAGAAGAAUUCCCAUUGGGAAGAAGAUCUAUGAGUUUUACAAUGCCCCCUUCACCAAGUUCUGGUUCAACACUCUGUCCUACCUUGUGUACCUGAUGCUGUACAAUUACAUAAUUCUGGUCAAGAUGGAACGCUGGCCCUCUCUCCAGGAGUGGAUUGUCAUUGCUUACAUCAUCACCCUGGGACUGGAGAAAGUCAGACAGAUCUUGAUGUCAGAACCUGGUAAGCUGAAGCAGAAAAUAAACGUGUGGCUAGAGGAGUACUGGAACAUCACAGACCUGGUGGCCAUCUCCACGUUCCUACUGGGCCUUCUCCUGCGGCUGCAGAACGAGCCCUACAUGGGCUACGGCCGCGUCAUCUACUGCGUGGACAUCAUCUUCUGGUACAUCCGCGUGCUGGACAUCUUUGGGGUCAACAAGUACCUGGGCCCCUACGUCAUGAUGAUAGGAAAAAUGAUGAUCGACAUGCUUUACUUUGUGGUGAUCAUGCUGGUGGUUCUGAUGAGCUUCGGCGUGGCCCGACAGGCGAUCCUGCACCCGGACGAGGAGCCAACAUGGCGCCUGGCCCGGAACAUCUUCUACAUGCCCUACUGGAUGAUCUAUGGAGAGGUGUUUGCGGAUUCCAUAGACCUCUACGCAAUGGAAAUAAACCCUCCCUGCGGUGACAACAUGUAUGAUGAGGAUGGGAAAAAGUUGCCCCCCUGCAUUCCGGGGGCAUGGCUCACCCCUGCCAUCAUGGCUUGCUACCUGCUGGUUGCCAACAUCCUCCUCGUCAACUUGCUUAUUGCCGUCUUCAACAACACGUUCUUUGAGGUGAAGUCCAUCUCCAAUCAGGUGUGGAAGUUCCAGCGCUACCAGCUGAUCAUGACCUUCCACGACCGCCCAGUCCUCCCACCCCCAUUGAUCAUCUUUAGCCACAUCUACAUCGUCCUCAAGCGCAUCUGCUGCCGCUGUCGGAGGCAACAGGAGGGCGACACGGACGACCGUGACCGCGGCCUCAACCUGGUUCUGAACCAUGAGGAGUUGAAGAAUUUGUACGAGUUUGAAGAGCAGUGUGUGGAGGAGCAUUUCCGACAGAAGGAGGAUGAAGAGCAGUCUUCAAACAAUGAGCGCAUUCGAGUCACAUCCGAAAGGGUGGAGAACAUGUCCAUGAGGCUGGAGGAGGUGAACGAGAGGGAACACACCAUGAAGGCCUCCCUGCAGACGGUGGACCUGCGCCUGGCUCAGCUGGAGGAGUUCCUGGGACGCAUGAUGAACGCUCUGGAGAAGCUGGCGGGCGUGGACAAGGCCGACCUGUGCAGGACUCGCUCCGGAGCCUCGUCGGUGGCCGACCCUUCGUCCCUGCUGAGGCACGGCAGCGUGAACAGCUGCGACGGCUACAGCCUCUACCGCUACCACAUGGACCUGGAUGACCCAGGCCCUCCGUCAACUGAGGACAGGGACGGCGAGGAGAAAAAGACCCAUCCAGGUUCGGAGCGGCAGGGAAGCCUCCGUCUGGCCUCCGCCGCCACUACCCCUAUUGCCAGAGCCACGGAGUACGGGCAGACCCUGGAGGUGGGAGCCCCGAUGGACCGGACGUGGCCCAGCUCCUGUGUGGACAUCACCAUCUCCCCUUGUGACCAGAGUGGAGACCAUCCAGGUGACCAAGUGUCAUCUUCCACAGGGUCCAUUGUGGGUGGCCAGAGGACUCUGGAGGCCACACUCGUAAAAGCAGGUCUGAGGACUGAAAAGGCUAAGCUGGAGGCUGCGGUCUCCUACCCCCUCGAGAGGUCCCAGUCCCUGUGGUAUUACUCUCCUGAGGCCCUUGGCACCUCCCCCUCCAUAGCCUCAGGAAGCAGGGCUGUGAGCAGCAUCGUCUUCACGCCUGCCGAUGGGGAGGAAGCCAACUGGGCCACGGAUUACAGCACCUUCAUGGAGCAGGUGACCAGGUCCCCGACUGUCGCUGGACGGUGGACAGCAUGUUUUGAGUAUAAAGUGCACCCCAGCGUCCUUGGGCACGCCCCCAAAGUGUCACUUGUGAGACCUCCUGAAAGAUCAUCCGUUUCAGCUGAAGUGGAGGAGCCCGCCGAGCCAAAAGUGCCGGCCAUGCAAGCAGAGACGCCUUCAAAGACGACCGAGAGAGAAAAAGAGAAAGAGGGAGAUAUGGGAGAACAGACAAUGGACACAGACCACCUGUUGGAUGAGGAACGGGUUUACCCGUCCCUCAGGUCAAAGAGUCUGAACACAAACCCUAGGAAGGUGAAAGCUGCAGGGGACAGCUUUGAGAAGCCCCGGGCAGCAAAAAGCGUCAAGGACAUUGCAGGGGCGUUUGGGGGCUCAAUCCACCAAUCAGAGGCUAGGAAAAAGGGAGGCCCCAAUGAAAGAACGACAGAUGAAACGGAUUGCUAA
Conger conger (European conger) is the source of this 4971-nucleotide messenger RNA. It is a transcript of the gene trpm1a, whose product is annotated as transient receptor potential cation channel, subfamily M, member 1a. Lineage: Eukaryota; Metazoa; Chordata; Actinopteri; Anguilliformes; Congridae. Gene Ontology annotation, cellular component: membrane. Gene Ontology annotation, molecular function: calcium channel activity. Gene Ontology annotation, biological process: protein tetramerization; calcium ion transport into cytosol. The coding region runs from base 1 to 4971 and encodes 1656 amino acids. The transcript has 27 exons. The record is from RefSeq and is a predicted model, not a curated record.